Poecilia latipinna (sailfin molly) is the source of this 4351-nucleotide messenger RNA. Its product is annotated as DENN domain-containing protein 2A. The record is from RefSeq and is a predicted model, not a curated record. Gene Ontology annotation, biological process: retrograde transport, endosome to Golgi. Gene Ontology annotation, cellular component: actin cytoskeleton. The transcript has 20 exons. Bases 420 to 3506 code for a protein of 1028 amino acids. NCBI's taxonomy places the organism in Eukaryota, Metazoa, Chordata, Actinopteri, Cyprinodontiformes, Poeciliidae.
AAACGAGGGGUGGGAAAAGUUUCAGAGGGGUAGAGAAGAAAAUUAGUGUCAUUUAUGGAUAGGACUGUGAGCGCGCGCAGACGGAGCCGCGAACCGUUUUAGCCUCGAGGCUGAACGGGAGAAGAGGGAGUCCCUUCAUUCCGCUCCCCACUUUUCCCAAACUUUUUUUUUUUUUUUUUGUGCUUCCUCGGCUGUGGCUUUGUAGGAGGUUCGGGAAGGAGCUAUGCAGAGCGAGAGAAGUCAGAGGCAGGGGUAGGGGCGCUGGAACGGAGGAAGAGAGGGGAGAGGGGGUGGAAAAGCUAGUUGGUUUGGAAGAAAAGGAGCCAUGCAAGUGGAUGCUCUUCUCUGCGGGAUCGGGUUUCACAAAAUGAAUAGCUACACCGAGAGAGCUUCAUCGGGGCUCAACCAGCUCAGAAAGGAUGCCAGCUGUUAGCACCAUGACCGGCGGAAGGGCCCUGCUGCUCUGUGCAAACACUGACAACUGUAUUUACCAAUCAGUCAACGGGCUCCAUUGCUGUGGCUUGAAGGUUGGGGAGGCGCCAUCGUCUGUGGCGCCCCAGCCUUCAGAGGUGUGUGGGUUACCAGGGGACAGAGACAGGAGGCACACUCUCAGUGACACCUUAGGUCCUGACACCAUGCUGACUCAAAGGAGAGCCGCCACCACGAAGGAACCGCAAAUUCCCACCAUGGAAAACGGACUGAGCCACAGCAAGAGCUCAGCGGGAGCCAGGACUGCCAGCAUCCGUGAUAAAAUAUCCCAGUGGGAAGGCAAAAAGGAGUCCUCCCAUGUGGCUGCUACAGGAACAUGUCCUCUUAGCACAACGCAGAAGGAAGCUGACAUUGUGAGGAAAAAGGAAUCCAAAGCUUCAGACGUCCAACGGACAGACAGCAGGAGGUUUGCUAGCUGGGAGAGGCAAGACUCAGGGAAAGAAAAUCUCGGAAAAUUUGGGGAUUCGAGCCCUAAACAUCCAGACGGCACAGCAAAUGCAGAGAAGUGUUUUGCUAAUAAGCCUACUGAACUCCAAGACAAGAAAACAGUUUUGACUCAUGUCAAAAAACUGGAGAAAGCCACAAAGGAAGUUCCCCAUAAGCCUUCACUGGCAUUUCCAGGGAAUUACUUCUGCCCCCCAUCAAAGGAGGAGUUGGAGGCAGCAGAGAAGAAGGCCAAUGAGCCAAUUUUUGGGACUUUUGACAAGGUUCGACCCGGUGGAUUGCAGAGGAGACAGGAUGGGGAGUCUGAGAACGAAUACUGUGAGCCCGGUGCUCCUUCCAUAAACCCCUUACCUAAACCUCAAAGAACUUUCCAGCAUCACACACAAUCUACAGGUUCGAGUCCUUCCUUUGGAAAGGCGAAGAGAACCCUGCCUCCGCUGCCCACUAUCCCUCCCCCACCUCUACCCACAUGCCCUCCUCCAGGGGUUUGCAGAAGACCCUGGGUUGACAGAGCCCGGGACAGCAACAACAGGAAGUCCUAUGAGUUUGAGGAUCUUCUGCAGUCGUCUACGGAAAGCAGUCGGGUGGACUGGUACGCUCAGUCCAAACUGGGCCUCACAUGCACUUUAUCAGAAGAGAACGUCUAUGAAGACAUAAUGGAUCCACCAUGCAAGGAGAACCCUUACGAAGACAUCGAGUUGGAGCGAAGCUGUGUGGGAAGCAAAUGUGUUUCACCUGUGUCAUCUUCUCCUGUCCCCGACACUCCAGCCAAGCAGCUUCCGUCCAAGCCUGGCUUCUACAGGCAAAACUCAGAGAGACGAAGCUUCAAAGUCCCAGAGCUGCGCAAGACCAGCAGAGACACUGGCCUCUCUUCUCCCUCUCGUAUCAGCCCCCCCUCCACACCCAGCAGCCCUGACGACACCCCGUGUCUCUCUGGAGACCCUUACAAUCGUAGACGAAGGAAAAUCCCAAAGAUGGUGCUGAAGAUCAAUGCCAUCUUUGAGGCACGGAGAGGCAAGAAACACACAAAGAAGGUGUCUCAGUCUGCAGAGUCCAGCUCAGGAAGAGAUGAGAACAGCGAGUCAGAAAGCGACAGCGAAGAGAAACUAAAAGCUCACAGCCAGCGCCUGGUGUCACUGCAGUCCAUGCUGAGGCAGACGGGCCGGUACCGGACCUUGGAGAGGGAUUUAAUGGAGUUACAGGAGAGAAAACUCUUUGAAUAUUUCAUCGUUGUUGCACUCCACAAGACCAAAGCUGGAGUCCCGUACCUGCCAGAAGUCACGCAGCAGUUUCCUCUAAAGCUCGAGAGGAGCUUUAAAUUCAUGCGGGAGACGGAGGACCAGCUGAAGGUCAUCCCUCAGUUCUGCUUCCCCGACGCCAAAGACUGGGCCCCGGUCGACAACUUCCCCAGUGAGACGUUCUCAUUUGUACUGACGGGUGAAGAUGGAAGCAGACGGUUUGGCUAUUGUCGCCGUUUACUGCCCAGCGGAAAAGGCCGAAGGCUCCCAGAGGUCUACUGUAUCGUCAGCCGCCUGGGUUGUUUCGACCUUUUCUCUAAGAUCCUGGAUGAAGUGGAAAAGAGAAGGGCCAUCUCUCCUGCUCUUGUGCAGCCUUUCAUGAGAGGCAUCAUGGAAGCUCCCUUCCCCGCCCCAGGAAGGACCAUCACCGUUAAAAACUUUUUGCCUGGCUCUGGGACCGAGGUGAUACAGCUGUGCCGGCCGUCUGACUCCCGUCUGGAACACGUGGAUUUCGAAUGUCUCUUCUCUUCGUUGAGUCUCCGUCUGCUCCUCCGAGUUUUUGCCUCUCUGCUGCUGGAGCGCAGAGUCAUAUUCACCGCAGACAAACUUAGCACAUUGUCUCAGUGUUGUCAUGCAGUGGUGGCUUUGCUCUAUCCCUUCACCUGGCAACAUACAUACAUUCCUGUUCUGCCGCCGUCCAUGUUGGACAUAGUCUGCUCCCCGACUCCCUUCAUAGUGGGCCUCCUCUCCAGCUCUCUACCUCGACUCAAAGAGCUGCCCAUAGAAGAAGUCCUGGUGGUCGACCUCGGCAACAGCCGCUUCCUACGUCAGCUGGAUGAUGAGGACUCUAUUCUUCCUCACAAGCUGCAGGCAGCUCUUGAGCACGUGUUGGAAAAGAGAAGAGAGUUGGCCUGUGAGAAAGGAGACCUACCUAAUGACUCCAGCUCUCUCGGUGCGGUGGUCUCGGAGGCCUUUGUGCGUUUCUUUGUGGAGAUGGUGGGCCACUACUCCCUUUUCAUGAGCGGAUCGGAGCGGGACGACGAUUCGCCCACGUCGCCCGUCCCGUCGUGUCCCUCCACCUCGUCGUUUCAGCGAGAGGCAUUUCGCAAGGCGGUCACUUCCAAGAGCCUGAGACGGUUUCUGGAGGUGUUCAUGGAGACCCAGAUGUUCAGCGGCUUCAUCCAGGAGAGGGAGCUGCGCAGACAGGGCCUCAAGGGUCUGUUUGAGGUGAGAGCACAAGAGUAUCUGGAUUCACUACCCGGUAGUGAACAAAGAGGAGUAAACAAGUUUCUCAAGGGGCUAGGGAACAAAAUGAAAUUUCUGUCCAAAAAAUGAGAGACUGAGCAAAGCGGUCGUCAGAGGAAGCACGAUGGAGAAGACGUCCUCCGUUGGAUGCGCGGGGGGGACGGGGACGCGUCUGUCAGUCGUGUCCCUCUGAAACGAACUGGAUUUACGAUCUGUGAAGAUGACAGAAUCUGGAGGACAGUCGGGUUCAGUUCUCGACUCCGACAGCUCGUCCCGUUGGUGUUGUGGAGACCAAUAUGUAGUCUUAUAAUCAAUGGUAAAUGAUCAACGUUUUACAGGUUAAGUUCUGUCUCUGCAGUGUAUCACUGUACAGCACAUUGCAUUGUAAAUGUUUUAGCAGCAGUGUUCUCAGUGACUAACACCAGCCAUAACCCUGUGAAGAGAAAUACCACUAAAGUCCAAUGUUGUACAAGACCUUAAUUUACAUUCCUGCUUUUUUUUUAUAGGGGCUUUUUAUGACUAUAACAGUACAACUUCUUCAUCGACAGGAGGCUUUUUAAAUAAUUUAUGUCACUUCUAGACAGAUCUAAUCUUUUAUUUUAAAAUCUGUAUUCACAUAAGUGCAAAUGAAUCUCCUGUAGUUGGUUGUAAACUUCUAAAGAGUUGUGCUCCAGACAUUUUGUAGACCACUGUGGGAAUAUGUGUGACUGUUUUUAAGGAAUUUCACCUUUUCUGGAAUAAUAACGUCCACCAAGGUCGAAGAUUGAGAGGGUAAACAAUGUGAAAUGUAUUUUUUGGGGGCGUUUUACUGGAGUUUAUGUGCCAACAAUUAAACAAUGAUAUAUAUUGUAGAUCAAACAGUGUAUAAAACAACUCGGGAUGUCUUAAACUUUUAGUCAUAAAGCAAUGAAACUUAAUAAAUAAGGUGAUUUUAA